CAUUAACUAAGAGAAGAAGAAGAUCAGUAGACUUUUAUGCUGGUAGCCUAUAUUUUCCAUAUUUUUUCACAUAGAUAUCAUGGCAACGUUGUUAAUUUAUUGAAAUGUUUUGCUCAUUGCGUAUCUGACCUCACAGCUGUCAUUGGGAAUUCAGUAAGGAGGUCAGUGGAUUCAUUUCAGGAUGUCUGACUCUGGCACAGAAUUAAAUCUACGCUCAGAGACUUUUAAACAGGGAUCAGCGAGUGAAGGUGGUUUUAAAAAACGAAUCGGUAUUAUUGCAACUUGUGUCGUCGGAGGGUCAUUGGUCGCUCUGUAUGCAGUCACCGGGCCGUUUAUUACACCAGCAUUGAGGAAAGUUUGUCUCCCAUUCGUACCUGCAACAAGGACACAAGUUGAAAACGUUCUAAAGGUUUUGAAAAAUAGAUCAGGGUCCCUGGUGGAUAUCGGUAGCGGAGAUGGACGGAUAGUUAUCGCUGCGGCAAAAAGAGGCUUCAAGGCAGUUGGCUUUGAGCUGAACCCAUGGCUGGUCUGGUACUCCCGCUACAAAGCCUGGAGGGAAGGUGUUCAUCACAGCACAUCUUUUUAUAUUUCAGACCUUUGGAAGGUCAGUUUUUCAGAGUAUUCCAACGUGGUCAUCUUUGGGGUUCCUCAAAUGAUGGAGCAGCUUGAAGUCAAGCUCCAAACAGAGCUCCAGAGUUCAGCUAAAGUAGUAGCUUGUCGCUUUCCAUUUCCCACUUGGACUCCUGAUGAUGUAGCUGGAGAAGGAAUUGACUCAGUGUGGGUUUACAAUGCCAAGACAUUCAAACCACACAUCAGAAAUGAUAAAGACAAUGUCAUAAGUCUUCAACAGCAAUGACCUAGGAAAACAAAUACUACUUUCUUUACAACAUUGACAAACAUUUCGUCUCUGUAAUGUCAUUGUAAAAUUCAGACUAUUUUGGUGUUCAUAAUAAAAUAUCCCUUUGUUUUUGUACAAAAGUAAUCUAUUCUUUCAGCUUUUUUAUUGUGACAAAGAAAAGGAUUUUAUAUAUAGAAAGAUUUAUUUACACACCACCAAAUAAACUUGGCUUUGUUGGGACAAACGCACCCAUACAAAACAUGAAUUACUACUAAAAAGUAGCUAAGAAAA
Messenger RNA from Pimephales promelas (fathead minnow), 1129 nucleotides. RefSeq names its product fATP synthase c subunit lysine N-methyltransferase (gene atpsckmt). Gene Ontology annotation, biological process: regulation of mitochondrial ATP synthesis coupled proton transport; peptidyl-lysine trimethylation; positive regulation of proton-transporting ATP synthase activity, rotational mechanism. NCBI's taxonomy places the organism in Eukaryota, Metazoa, Chordata, Actinopteri, Cypriniformes, Leuciscidae. Gene Ontology annotation, molecular function: protein-lysine N-methyltransferase activity. Gene Ontology annotation, cellular component: mitochondrion. The record is from RefSeq and is a predicted model, not a curated record.